AUGUACGACCGCGCGCCGCGCUUGCUCAGGUUGGCCGAGGGGGGCAGCACCGAGGCGCAUGUGGGCCCUGGGUCCUACCAGGUGCCUUUCCCCAAGGAGCGGGACGCAGGUAAGAUGCCCGGGCGCCUCCCCGCGCCGCCUGCGCACGGCCAAGUGGUCGCGGUCACAGCCCAGGCACAGCACACGGAGCAGGCGGGGAAGGGACUCAGGUGCAGGGCUUCCAUCCCUGCCUCGGUUGGCUUCGCCACACCCGAGCCCGUGUGUCUGUGGGCCCUGCUGUUUUGUGGGUACCCAUCCGCUUCACCCUCCUGUCCAUCAGACACAUCCAUUCACAUCAGACAUGUGUCACUUUUGCAGUAUUUGAAAACCAGCCACACGCUGCGUUUUCCAUUUCGCUUACUGCGCAUCACACAUCAUCAUUCAUCUCCGUCCUCCACUGUUACUCAUUCCUGUUCUGAUCACUCUCAGAUGAAAAUCAGCUUUGGAGAUUGGUAUGAUUUUAUUAUACCAGGUGGCUAUGCCCCAUUUCUCUCAUGGAGUGCCAGAGAAAGUUCUUUUACUGUUGCCUCCAACACUGAAAAAGCUCUUCCAGGUCCAGGACACUAUAAUAUUUCAAAAGCACAGAGUACUAUAAAAGGAGGCAACAGUCUGAAAAACCGAGAAAUACGUUUUAAGAAGAUUAUUUCAGACAAUCCAGGACCUGCAAGCUAUGAUCAGUGUUAUCCUGGUUCAUUAGAUAUGAACCAGAAAUUACUAGAAGCUAAAGAGCAUCUUCUGAAGAAAAGUUCAAGACCCUCUGCAGUUAACAGAAGUCUCGACAUCCCUUCAAUUCCUUCCUAUAGACAGUCACAUGGCUAUGAAAUUAAUGAUGAUGGCAUUGUCAAGAGGCUCUCUGCACCCUAUAAUGAUAGCACACUAGGUCCUGCCUACUACAAACCUCAAUUUGAUGCACCCAGAGCGUCUCUAAAAUACAAAGGUAUACAUUUUGGGACUUCUUCAAGAAGUAGACAGUUUUUACCUAUACAGCCAGGUCCUGGACCUGGACAGUAUGAUAUAGUCCAGGAAAAGACACUCCAUUAUGAAAAUGUUAAUGUGAAGAAAGAUCACCAAGAAAGUUGUGCCUCAUUUCUCCCACGAUUUUUUGACUUAAUACCAUUGCAGGAGAAAAAAAGGCAGGAGCAAAACAGGGGAAUACCAGGGCCUGGAAAAUAUGAAAUUAAAAGUCAAUUUCAGAAGACUGAAAGUACAACACUGAAUGUAAAUGAUGCAUCCCCUGCUUUUCUUUCUCAAUCACAGAGAUUUAUACCUACCAAAUCAGUCACUCCAGCUCCUGGUGCAUAUAAUGCAAUCCAAACUCCUGUCAAGUGCUCAAAGAAAGCACCAGUGAAAAAUACCCCAUUUGGUCAAGGUGCUGCUCGAUUCAAACAGAUCUGCAAGAAAGAGCAAUUACCAGGUCCAGGAUUUUAUAAUAUCCUACACAACACUAUAAUUGACAAUAUUAAAAAUAUCUGCUCAAAGAAAAAUAAUAAAUGUGCAUUUGGUUCUUCUACUCCUCGAAGUUUUUUUCAGAUCUCGAAAGAAUCUCCUGGACCUUCACACUACCAGAAAGCUUGGAAUUCAUCGGUCUCUACAACUGCAGAAGAAUUACCUAACUUGAAAAACAACUAUGCUAUUUUCUUGUCAAGAACAAAAAAAAAAAAGUAUACUGUGGUACAUCCGGUUUUACCAGCCCCUGGCAGUUAUGAAGUUCAUAAAUCAUAUGAGAUGUCACAAAUUAAGCGUAAAUACAUGCCACCUCGAAGCAGUAUAGCUGAAAAAAAUCAGUCCUCCUUUCUUAGUGGAACUCCUCGAUACCAAGAAAAAACAACGGAGGGACCAGGGCCUGGAGAAUACGAUCCUGUUUUGAAGAAAUCUUGUCCCAUUCCCUUAUUUGUUAAAGUACCAAAGCGUUUCCAAGAUGUCGAAGAGGACUCUCCUGGCCCAACAACAUACGAGCUCAGUACGUUUUUAAGACAUUCUGUCCUGAAGAAAACAUUUAAUGUCACUCUGCCAAAUUUUCCCCUGAUGAAGAGUAAAAAUACUAAUAUCAAAGAAAAUGCCAAAGAAAAGACAAGUACAAAAGCCCAGGAGACAAAUCAGAAGCUACAAUACGCUAUACAUGUUCCUUGCUCUUCUAGUGACUGGUUUUGUUAUCUUUCUGGCCCCGAUGAGGAAUUAGGAGAUCAUGGUAGCAGAUACAUUGCAUGCCUCUUCAUGUUAACCAUUGUGAUAAUAGGGGUUUUAUAA
This is a messenger RNA of Dipodomys spectabilis (banner-tailed kangaroo rat), 2286 nucleotides long. It is a transcript of the gene Stpg2, whose product is annotated as sperm tail PG-rich repeat containing 2. The transcript has 16 exons. The record is from RefSeq and is a predicted model, not a curated record. Bases 1 to 2286 code for a protein of 761 amino acids. NCBI's taxonomy places the organism in Eukaryota, Metazoa, Chordata, Mammalia, Rodentia, Heteromyidae.